ACAUAAAUAAUUUUAAACAAUUUCAAUGUAAACAAAGAUAUUGAUUUUUAAAGUCAAUCUCGAAAGAUCUCAAACACACAACGAAAAUGUUAGCUGCACAAACUACAACAACAACGACAAAUCCAUCAUUGGAAAAUAGUCAUACAUUGACACAAAUCAAAAAGGAACGUCGUGAUUCCUCAACAUCAGAUUCAUCCCUAGAACAAUUGGAUCUGGGGCGUACACCAAAGAAACUAAAUACACACACAUCCGCAACUUCAACGCCACACUUAACCAAUGGCAAUGGCUGCUCACAAACAGAACGUCUUAUUCCCACCAGCCACAAUUCAGAUGCUGCGCACAUCGAACAGCAAAAAACUGCAUUUACAGAUUCAGAUGAAGCCAACGAUGAUGACUCAGCGAAUGAGAAACAAAAUAGCAUACGUUCACAGCGGCACCAUAAGAGGCGCGUUACCGGAUGGCUUGAUAAACGUACAAAUGUUAAACUAGAAUACAACGCGGAUAACCCGAAUUCUUUGCGUAAGAAAUUUCGUUUGAAUCGUAGUAGCGCAGAUAUCAGUAACAAUACAAAUUCACUAACUAAUAAUGAGUCCGGUUUUGUGGAUGCAAGUGGAAAUAGUCAAUAUUUGAAUGCAUCUACAGUUUCAGCAAUGAAUGCGCAACAGUCACAAAACUCACCUCAAAUAUCCGCCGCAGUGUCGCAAACAUCGUCCGCAUCUUCAUCACCGCAUGGUGCUGGCGGUGCUGCAUCUGUUUCUAGUCCAGAAUCUGGCAUUGGCGAAAGAGAGGAUGUCAAAUAUAUUUGUCCAAUUUGCGAGGUUGUCUCCGCAACGCCACAUGAAUUCACCAAUCACAUACGCUGUCAUAAUUAUGCCUCGGGCGACACUGAAAAUUUUACAUGUCGCAUUUGCUCUAAGGUACUUUCAUCUGCCUCGUCACUUGAUCGCCAUGUACUUGUCCAUACUGGUGAGCGUCCUUUUAACUGCAAAUAUUGCCAUCUGACAUUUACAACAAAUGGUAAUAUGCAUCGCCACAUGCGCACUCAUAAACAGCAUCAACAUAAUCAUCAUCGUCGCAACUCGAAUGGAACUAAGAACAAUAACAAUAACAACACUAAUACCAACAACAACAUUAGCUCCAGCAACACAACCAGUAUAGUUGGCACCGCAUUGCUGUCAGCAACACCUGCCGCCGCCACCAUCUCUUUUUCUAAUGCCAGCAAUGCUACUAAUGUGCAAAUGAUAAACGGCUUCAGUAGUGAAGUUGGAAAAGCAACAACCACAAUGCCGUUGACUGUGUCGUCAGCAGCUACAGCCAAGUUAGCAGCAGCAAUGAAUAUCACAGGUGCAAACAGUAAGCGCUUAAAUAGCAACGGCAUAGAAAGUUAUGAAAGUGAUGGAGGUUGCUCAACAGACUCAUCAAGUGCCAUCAGCCAGAGCUCAAAUAAUCGCAACAACAACAACAAUAUUAAGACCAACAACAAAAAUAAUAAUAUCAACAACAACAACAAUAACAACAGUAAUAAUCACUGUAACAACGUAACUAAUUUCAAACGCAAAAAUAGUGAUAAUCGCGUUGACGCCGACGACAAUACAAUGAUGAAGCGACGCGUGAAGACCACAAUUAACAAUAACAUAAUCGGUGCUAGCGAUGAAAACCGUCUAACAUUAUCGGAGGGGCCUAAUCUACAUACAAAAACAUCAACAGCGCAUUCCUCCGAAGUGCACAUACUCACUUGCCCUGUGUGUAAUGAGUCCGAUUUUGUUAGCAUGUUAUUGCUUGGUGAACAUAUGGAUGCAGAACAUCCUGACAUACCAGCGAAAUGCCGUCAUUGUGAUGUCAUAUUUCGCACACAUCGUCAACUCAAUGAGCAUCCAUGCUCACAUAAAACUCAAGCAAUUUCAGGAGUGACACUUGAAGAUUUGUCCAAUAAAAAAUUCCCUCACAUGGCAAAAGUGCUCUCCGAGCAAAACAUGCGCACAGCAAUUGCAACUCAACAAUUUGAGUGCCCAAAAUGUUGUCAUAACUUCACGCUUGCUAAGGAUUUGGAUGCACAUUUGCGCGAAUGCAUACAAGAUGAUCCAAAGCAGUUGUCAUACUCACAACAGCAGAAUCGCAAUAGACUUCGCAGUCUCAGCGAAAGUUCAGGUGAUGCAGAAGAAGUAGAUGACAACGGCCAUCCUCACCAACGUGAGGAAUUCUUUCGGCAAUUAUAUCUUCAAAAUAAAACUUUAAAUCAACAGGGCAUGUAUUCGGUUGCCUCUCCUCAGCACUCCGCUGCCGAUGAUCUAGAAAUUAGUAUCAAAAUUGAAACAGAUAAUGAGAAGUUAGCACAUAACUUGAGCCAACAGUCCCAGGAUUCUAGAGAUUUCGCAGAUAUUCAGUCAAUCUUAAAUAUGACUUCACCAUCUUCUACAUCAAAUUUCUUAAAGAAUUUUGAGCAGUCCGUUAAUACACCCUCCAGCAAUUACAGUUUGGAUAAAGAUGAGGAAGAAGCACAAGACGUUUUCACAGCAGAAUUUCGCAAAAUGAAACUGCGCGGUGAAUUCCCUUGCAAACUGUGCAAUGCUGUUUUUCCAAAUUUGCGCGCACUUAAAGGACACAAUCGUGUGCAUUUAAGUUCUGUUGGACCAGCUGGUCCUUUUCGUUGCAACAUGUGUCCAUACUCUAUAUGUGACAAAGCUGCACUUGUGCGUCAUAUGCGCACACAUAAUGGUGAUCGCCCGUACGAGUGUGCUGUCUGCAAUUAUGCUUUUACGACAAAAGCCAAUUGUGAACGACAUCUGCGCAAUCGCCAUGCUAAGACAACACGUGAUGAAGUGAAACGUGCCAUAAUUUAUCAUCCAUCUGAAGACUCAUCUUGUGAUGAUCCUAAUAAGAAGUUGCAUUUGUUUUCAUCACCUGAAUUUGAUGAUGACAUUGACUUGCCAUAUCAACACCACCAGCCAAAAGAUCGGUCCACACCUGUUUCGCAUUUGAAAGAAAUGCUCACAAGCGAAAAUACUACUUCAAAACCCAUGAAAAUCCAAGUUAAAAGUUUAGAGAAGUUGUUGGACAAAUCUUCAACUAGUAGCUAUAAUGAAAAUUAUGAUAGCUGCCGCACACAAACUACAGCAGCUACACCAGAAACUACGCCUAUGGACUUAAGCACAAAUGUUUUAGACUUAAGUAAAAAACCAGCUACUAAAUCGAUCAAUAAUGAUGCGCAACAAUCUCGUCCAGUUUCACCUGUUGCCAUGAAACCGGAAAUAAGUUCUGUACAAAAGAAUAUCCAGCUACCACCGAACGAAGUACCCAAAUUCGAUCUUUCCUGGGACAAAUUUCUUCUCGAAAAUAAUAAACAACUAUUUCCUGAUAUACUGAAUGGAACAUUGCCAAAAUCAUUUCCAUUAGAUCAAGCGCAAUACUUUCAGCAAUCUAUGCAAAUGGAUCGUGCAAAGUAUCUUCAACAGAUAUAUAUCAAUCUUAUGUUUAACCAAGCACUCUUGCAAAAAUCUCUAUUGCCGAACAACUUGAAUGAAUUUCAAGAUUUCGCUCCAUUCAUGAAUCAUCUACCACUUGGGCCCACAUUAUCCGCGCCUUCGUUGCCAAUAAUGGAUCCAAGUAAAUCUAAUGUCAACCCAACUACAAACUCAGCAGCUGCUAUAUUGCCACAAGUAAGUCCACUCUUAUCAGAUAAACCCAACACUCCUCCGUUUUCGUCGCCUUCAACUGUUCCGAAUCGUGCAUUGUUACCACAAGCAAUACCAUCCCCUACACCAUCAAACCGAAAUAUGCUUAAGCACAUAUCGCCCACAGUAUUACCCGGUGGACCAGUGAAGAUGGUUAUCAAAAAUGGUGUAUUGAUGCCAAAACAAAAACAGAGACGUUAUCGCACUGAACGUCCUUUCGCCUGCGAGCAUUGUUCAGCCAGAUUUACAUUACGCUCAAAUAUGGAACGACAUGUUAAACAACAGCAUCCACAAUUUUAUGCACAACGUCAACGUAAUGGUCACCAUGUCAUGCGUGGACGCGGAGUGAGCAACGCAGCUGCUAUGAAUAACAUAACGCAUUUGCAAGCCGCUUUUGCACAGGCUCAAACUAAUAGCAAUAAUGGAAUGGGUGCACCUCCAAUAUCUGAACAAGUUAAAUAUGCCAUACUUGCUCAACAACUGAAAGCCCGCAAGGACACAGAUCUCUUGCAGCAAGCGUUAGCACAUGGUUCCAGUAGUGUGCAACCAAGUCAUAUGCUUUCAAAUAACAGCAACACCGGAAUGCCGACUAUGACUAAUGGUCAGCCAUUUAGUUUUAACCCUUUGAACACUGUUAACUCAAAUGGUGUCGAAGAUGAUGAGCCCAAACUAAUUAUUGACGAAGAAGAUGAGGAUGAAGCAGAAGAAAUACAUGAUGAUGAUGAAGAUGACGACGAAGUGCAAAAAAGCAUUGAUUUAAACGAAAGUUUGCCAGAAGAACAGUUACCAACACCUGUUGUUGAAGAAACUGUUCCUGCAGAAAGUACAAAAUCAAUUGAAGCUGCUAAGAAAGUUGCCGAGACAAUACUCGAACAAGCUAUAAAGGCAGGAAAGAAUACUGAUGUUAUCGUAAAGCCCGAAGCGCCUGCACCACCAGCACACACUAUGAAAUCUAUGAUUGCUCAAGCGGAAUCUGUAGGAAAAUUCUUAAAAAAAGUUGCAAGUUCACCUUUCAAAGAUGAAUCUCAAGAUCUAGUACCUGUUUCAAAACUAGUUGAUAAUGCCACCAGCAACUCAGUGUCCUUUAAUAGUUACUUUCGCCCAAGUGACGUAGCCAAUCAUAUGGAACAAAGUGAUGAAGAAGGUCUGGUGGCUUCUGGUAGUGCCAGCGAAAGUAACAAUUCCGGCACUGAAGAUAUUGCCACUGCUACAGAACCUAAAAAAAAAUCUGCAUAUAGUUUAGCGCCAAAUCGUGUUUCAUGUCCAUAUUGUCAACGCAUGUUCCCAUGGUCAAGCUCAUUACGACGUCACAUACUUACACACACUGGACAAAAACCAUUUAAGUGUUCACAUUGUCCAUUGCUUUUCACAACCAAGAGUAACUGCGACCGUCAUUUACUACGCAAACACGGUAACGUCGAAUCUGCUGUAUCAGUUUAUGUACCAACUGAAGAUGUUACCGAACCCAUUCCUGUACCAAAAUCCGUGGAAGAAAUAGAGCAGCAACAAAGACAACGCGAAGAAGAAGAACGUAAAAGAAAAGCCGAAGAAGUGAAAUUAGAACGAGAGCGGCUUGAGAAAGAACAACGACAAAUGCAAUUAAAUGAACAGGAGCAACAGGCGAAUAAACAAGUCAUAGCUAAUCAACUGCAAGCCAACACAGCCAGCAGUAGUCCGAAAAUUGAAAAUAGUACAAUUUCUUCUUCGGAACUGCCAUUUAAAUGUCAUCUAUGCGAAAACUCUUUUGCUGAACGUGCACAAUGCUUGGAACACAUCAAAAACCAGCACUCACAUGAAUUUGCUUUGUUACUUGCAAAAUGUGCCAUUGAAACAGAAGCCGAGGGCAAUGCUAUGAAUGGCGCUGAAGAUGAAGAACGUCGUCCAAGCGAUGAAGGCAGCAUGCCACGUACUGGCAAAUAUCCUGAUUACAGCAAUCGUAAAGUGAUUUGUGCAUUUUGUGUACGCCGGUUUUGGUCAACUGAAGACUUACGUCGCCAUAUGCGCACUCAUUCAGGCGAAAGACCUUUCCAGUGCGAAAUUUGUCUUCGCAAAUUCACUCUAAAACACAGUAUGCUACGUCACAUGAAAAAACACAAUGGACGUCAACAUAAUGGCAACAAUAAUGGUGACUUCUCUGCCGCUGGCAAUAGUGGUUCGGAGUGUUCAGACGAUGAGCAAACUACUCCAUGUGUACCUUCUCCAACAAAUUCAAUACGUACACCCGAUAAAAUUCAAGAACUUUUAACGAAAGCUAAUGAAUGGCGUACGAGUCGUGCACUCUCAACACUCGGAGAGCAAAAGGAAAAUAUAUCUGAAGAACAGAACAAUCAAAGCGACCUCAUCGGAAAAUUGCUAGGCAUCAGCGAUCAAGGUAUUUUGAAUAAGUUGCUAUCAUCUGCUGAUGAAGCUGCAAAGUUAUUGGGAGUCGAAAAAUAGAUAUUAGAUUAAAUUAAUUAAUAUAAUUCAAACAAGAGCAAUAAAAACAAAACAAAUAAUAUAGAUUUAGCUCUCAUAGCGCUUUUCAUAUAUCUAGAUCUUGUUAUUUUUUCUCCCUUACUCUCAUGCUGUCUUUCUCCUUCUCUAGUCAAUUGCUUAAACUUAGUUUAUCAAUAUAAAUAAAUGCUUUGGGUAACAUAAAUCGUAAAUUUUUAAUUCAAAGCUUCAUGUGGGCAGAAAACGCCAAAUAAUUUAAUUGUUUAUAGAAAAUACAACUCUAU
Molecule: messenger RNA, 6388 nt
Organism: Teleopsis dalmanni
Lineage: Eukaryota; Metazoa; Arthropoda; Insecta; Diptera; Diopsidae
Gene: peb
Product: ras-responsive element-binding protein 1
Exons: 3
Coding region: 87-6107 (2006 amino acids)
Biological process (GO): regulation of transcription by RNA polymerase II
Cellular component (GO): nucleus
Molecular function (GO): DNA-binding transcription activator activity, RNA polymerase II-specific; RNA polymerase II cis-regulatory region sequence-specific DNA binding
Source: RefSeq, a predicted model, not a curated record